This is a messenger RNA of Odontomachus brunneus, 750 nucleotides long. Its product is annotated as THAP domain-containing protein 5-like. Bases 173 to 715 code for a protein of 180 amino acids. The transcript has 4 exons. The record is from RefSeq and is a predicted model, not a curated record. NCBI's taxonomy places the organism in Eukaryota, Metazoa, Arthropoda, Insecta, Hymenoptera, Formicidae.
GAGAAUCGGGAGAAAGUGCAGUGGUGCAAUGCAAGCACGGAUGAAAAAGUAGGUCAGAUGCGUGCUCGUUCAACAGGUUUUGAUAGAAAUUGCACGUGUACCGGUAUCGUCAGACAUGAUGUAAUUGAAACGAGUUUAAUUAGAUUAUAUGAUCUGAAUAAAUUUCUCGGACAUGCCUGGUUGCGUGGCCGCGUGGUGCACGAAUUCCUCCACCAAAGGAUUCAAAAUGUGCAAUUUUCCGCGAAAUAAGGAGAGACAAGAAGCCUGGGUGAAGAAUAUGAACCGGAAGGGUUGGUCUCCGACACCCCACUCGGCUUUAUGCGAAAUACACUUUGCACCAGAUAUGUGGGAGAAGGUACGAAUAGACGGCAAGAAGAAGCUGAAAGCUUGUGCUGUACCCACAAUAUUUGUCACAAAUCGCAUAUAUUUCUUAAUGAAUGAGAAAAAUGAAACCUUAGUAAAGAAAAAGAAUACCUUAGACUCAGUAGCUAUACUCAGAAGAAAAUCAAGAUACUCCACUAAGAAAGAUGGCGGAUUGCAGAAGGAAUGUGACAAGCAAUUGCAUAGAAACCAAAUGAUAAGUAAGGAUGAAGCUAAUAACAAUAAUGCAUUUAAAAAUGUUAAAAAUAAGAGUAAUACAGAGAAAUUAGGAGAAUUGAAGAAUAUAUCGAAAGAUUCAAAUGCUCAAUCUGACUUUAUGAACAAUGGAGUAUAGCAAAAUAGGUAGAAAGAAAGUCUCAAAGAAGCAAU